AUGGAGUGCUCUGCAAGAGAAAGUGGUGUGGGUGGUAUCAUUGACAGUUGCCAGCUCUUGCAGUUUGGAUACACUGUGGCUUUCAGAGGCAGCCCGAGCCCAGUUCGCAGCCCCAGCAGCAGCGCCGAGAGCAGCACAAGUAGCAGUUUCAGGGCCAGGUGGAACACCUGUAGCAACAACCUCAUGGCGGGCAGGACCUGUCAGGAUGUGGCCACGGUGGGCUAUGAGGACUUGCUCUCUGUCUGGGCCGCCGUACCCGGGGAAAACCAUCGUAUGAGCAUCACACCAGCUGAGGUUGGUGUCCUGGUUGGCAAAGACCAGUCAAGUUUUUUCGUGAAUGGGCUGACACUUGGGGGCCAGAAACGUUUUGUGAUCCUAGACUCACUGCUGCAGGAUGGGGAAUUCACCAUGGAUCUUCGUACCAAGAGCACUGGUGGAGGCCCCGCUUUCAAUAUCACUGUCACCAUGACAGCCAAGACGCUAGUCCUGCUGAUGGGUAAAGAAGGUGUCCUCGGUGGUAUGAUCAACAAGAAAUGGUAUGAAAUGGCCUCUCACCUGUGGCGUGCCCAGAACCUGAGACUCAGAGGCAAGAGUCAUGUCCAAUUUUGCCAAGGUGUUGCUGGAAUUUGA
Messenger RNA from Talpa occidentalis (Iberian mole), 630 nucleotides. Its product is annotated as profilin-1-like. The record is from RefSeq and is a predicted model, not a curated record. Gene Ontology annotation, biological process: positive regulation of actin filament bundle assembly; actin cytoskeleton organization; regulation of actin filament polymerization. Gene Ontology annotation, cellular component: cytoplasm. Bases 1 to 630 code for a protein of 209 amino acids. The transcript has 3 exons. Gene Ontology annotation, molecular function: actin binding. Lineage: Eukaryota; Metazoa; Chordata; Mammalia; Eulipotyphla; Talpidae.